Entamoeba invadens IP1 is the source of this 819-nucleotide messenger RNA. RefSeq lists its product as hypothetical. The transcript is spliced from 2 exons. Bases 1 to 819 code for a protein of 272 amino acids. The record is from RefSeq and is a predicted model, not a curated record. Lineage: Eukaryota; Evosea; Mastigamoebida; Endamoebidae.
AUGAGUGGAUAUCGAGGACCUCCAAACUAUCCCCCUCCUCAACCACGUAGUCCACAAGACUUUCAACGACCGGAAUACCCCCCUCGUCUUCCACAGGAGUAUCGCCAACAACAGCCAGAUUACAACCAGCAGCGCAAUCAACAGUACCAAAUCCCACCCGUCCCACAGUACGGGCAAGACCAACGACAGCAAUACCAACAACCACCAUAUCCCCCGUACCAACAACAAGACAGAGUGCACUUACAACGUCUUCCCCCACAACAACAGCAAGCACAGAGAGAUCAACAAAUGUAUCAACGAGAGCAGAUGCAAUACCAACAACAAUACCAAAGAAGUGCCUCUCCGCAAUACCAGCGAGAGCAGCAGUAUACAAGAGAACAAGACGGCCCACAACAGCCCAAAGAGGAUUUUAGAGUGAAACUUGCUGAUAACAAAGAAACAGUCGAACUCAAGACGAAUGUGCUUGUCAUCACAAAUUUCCAAGAGAAACAAAUGAGGGAUUUUAUGGGAACGAGAACGGCGUUUGAGGCAUAUCUCCCUGUUUAUAAAAUCGAAAUCGUUUCUGUAGCGGACAGAAAGGCAGCAGAAGGGUUAAUGUCACGUUUCAAGACAUCACCAGAGAAUAAGGAGAACAAAGAAGUCCACUGGGGGAUGGAAUAUUGGAUGAAACAUGCUGUUUUCGAUUCAGAUAAAGGAGUCUGUAGAAUAUCAGUGAGACACAUCCCGCCCACAGUCGUCGUCAAUCAGGAUGGCACAUACGAGUAUAUCAUGGGGAACAGGAAGGGUGAUAGGAGAAACGAAUACUACAUAAAGCGGUGA